AUGUCUUCCUCGACGCUGUCCACUCGCACGCUCGACCACAUUAUCCACCUUACACCGCCGGGUACACUCAGUGAGAAGGCCGCGCAGUUCCGCGCGAAAGGCUUCACUGUCCUCCCAGGUGGGACGCACGCAGACGGGCUGACGCAGAACGUGCUCGUGGCUCUCGCAGACGGGGUGUACUUCGAGCUGCUCAGCUUCACGCACACGCCAGAGCACUACCCCGCGGGUACGCCCGAACGGCACGCGCGCGACACGCACUCGUGGGCAACGAAGCAGCCAGGGUGGAUCGACUACGCGUUCCUGGGCAGCGGUACUGCGUCGGUCGCGGACGUGAUCAAUGCGCGGGCAGAAGCUGACGGGAGCGGCGUGCGGUAUUCAAAGGAGACGCGCGGCGGGCGCGCAAAACCAAACGGACGGGUGCUGGAGUGGGUGAUCAGCGCACCAGAGGCGGAUGGAGAGGGGAAGGUGCUGCGGGGCGCGUUACCGUUCUUUUGCGGGGAUGUCACUCCGCGCGAAUGGAGGAUUCCGCUUGACCCACCGAACACGGAACACGCGAACGGCGUGCGUGGGGUAGCGUCCGUGAAGGUACUCACCACGGGAGAUCAAUUCGCGGAGCUGAAGACAAAGCUCACUUCUGUGAUCGGAUCGCACCCUGUUAGGAACGCCGAGUCCCAGGCAGUUUGGGAUCUGGAGAAGCUCGAGCUGCCUACGGUGAAUCAGACGGAGAGAACUCCCCAGUUGGUCCUGGAUGUGGCGAAAACGGCCGAAGAGGUCGAAUAUACUGAAGCGCACGUGGGCGCCGAGAAAUUCGCUCUCUCCUUUUUAUUUUCCAUCUUCCGCUUCCACCUCGCUCAGCGCCCUUCCUCUCGACGGGCCAGCAGUCGAGUCUCUUCGCUGGCAGUCUCUGUAUUUACGGUUCAUAUCUUUACUCUUGGCGUUCAUAUCUGCUCCUUCUGCCGCACCAGCAGCAAUCUCUGCCACGCGAUACCAUCUCUCACUUUCGUCUUCUGGCCCAUUGUCCAGCCGCACCCCAGCCCGUUUUGUGCCAUACUUGACUUAUAUUUAUUCCCAUCCUUCAACCUUUCAUUUGCUGGAGCUACGACCAGACGACCCAUCACACCUAUGAGCACCACCGUAUACUCGAUGACGAUGGAGCGCUCCUUCUCGCGGCACUCGAACAGCGCGGGUCUGGCUCUGCCGCGCAUACCCCGUCGGUCGAGCUCGCGCGCGUCAGCGGACGCGGUCGCGACGCUGCAGAACAUGUUCGUUUCGCCACCCCCGCUGGUGGUGCAGCCACCGACCCCGCCGCGAUCGAGCGCCGAGGGGACCCCAGUCGGGUCCGCCUCUGGCUCUUCCUCCUCGUCGGACUCUCCGGUGCAGUUCGUGGUGCCCCGCGCGCGUCGGCAUCAGGCGAGGCACGCGACGCUGCGCCCGCCGGAGGAGUCGACGCCGACGCCGUCGGUGUUCAAGGCACAGAGCGAGGAGCGGGUGCCGUGGCCGCGGACGGAGGAGGACGAGGGGGAGUCGACGCCGCGGGCGUCGACGAGCCGGGCGGUGUCGUUGCCGCGGACGGUGUCGGCGCAGCUGGUGCGGAAGAAGACGGGGGAGCCGCUGAAGUCGUCGCUGAAGGGGCGGCGGGAGGUGGUGCGCGGGGAUCUGUCGGUGGUGACAGGUGCGGCUCCUGCGGGAAGCAAGAGCGAGCCGAACACACCGACGCACAUCAAGUCGGUGCACUUCGACGCGAAGCUGGAGCACGUGAAGCUGUUUCUCGCGGAGCAGAAGCCGCUCGCAGUUUCGCGCGACGGGAGCCCGACCGAGGACACGAGCGGGACAGAGAGCGACUUCCCCGCGUUCAUCUACGGACCCGACGAGUUGCAGACGAGGGGGAGACUGUCUAUGCGAGUCGUGAACAUGCCUGUGCGCGUGCGCAAGGAUGGAGACGUCGUGUUGGAGGAGCUCACCCUCUCGCAGGACGGCACGGCUGCGCAUGGGCGGGUGCGGGUGCGCAAUAUCGCGUUCGAGAAGUGGGUCGCGGUCCGGUUCACAUUCGACUGGUGGCAAACGACGAGCGAGGUGACCGCCAAGUAUUUCGAGUCUCUGGAAGGCGGCGAGUUCGACCGGUUCACCUUCACGAUCCGACUGAACGACAUGCUCGCGCGUAUUGAGGAGAAGACACUGUUCCUCGCCCUGCGAUACAGGGUCGUCGGGCAGGAGAUGUGGGAUAACAAUGGCGGGAACAACUAUCAGGUCAAGUUCUCUAGGGCGAGGCCGCAGCCACUUCCAACCGUCGAGAAGGCUGAUGCUGGUAUAGCCGACCUGAAAAGCAGGCUGGAGAAAGUCGCGGUCGGUCGGUCGACGGUAGGCGGAUACAUAAACAAGCAAUCGGACAAGACCCGCGAUGAUUUCGACCUUCGGUCCAAAACCCCGCUCUCAGCAAGAUACGACUUCUCAGCGUCUUUGAAGACGCCGUGGAAGAGCAGCCUGCCCGUGUCGCAUUCGCGCGUCAGCACCUACCCGAACGUAUCACCGCAAGUGCCGCAGCGGCCAUUUUCCAGCCCCGCUACCAAGACAUCUUUCGCAGAGGAUGCAGUGGUGUCUCGCGGGUCCCCUCAUGUCUUCGACGGGGACGAUAUCCGCCCUUCAACGUUCUACUCUGGCUCUGACCUAGAUGACACUCUCGAGGACACUCCACUUCCGGCACUGAGUCGACGCCGGGGCCGGAAUCACCAGCGUGGCUGUUUCGAUCUAGGUUCCCCGCAGAGCCCAGCCAUCAAGAAGACACCUCCUGGAGCACCGUUUAUCGAGUCGUCUCUGCGUUACAACUCCCUCGACUCAUACCACCUGCCUACGCCGCCCGGUCCGCGUGGGGAGAUGCUCAGUCCUUCCUGGCACAUCGAGCGUGGAGGAAGCGAGGAGUCGACACCGUCAGUCACAUCAACAUCCGAGUCCUCGCGCUCCUCAUCGCCGUCUGGAUCUCCUAUUGACCCUGUUAUGUUCAAUUUCACUGGACCUGGUAGUCGAAGUUCCCCCAGCCCCUCUGAUGUUACCGACUACAACGUCUUCUUAAAUAAGUUCUGCUUCUACACAGGAUCAGAUUCGCUUCUAGAUGUACAGCCCGAUGAAAUACAGCGUUCGCACUCCGCGUCGAGCGUAGAAGAGUUCCUGUCAUCAUCCCCCGUGCUCGGAUAUUACCUCUCGCCCGGGCAGACCCCCACCCGCUCAUCGAGCUUCGACGACGUCGUCUCCAUGAGCGGCACUGCGACACCUACUGCACGGAGCAAAGUCGAGUCCGAGUGCCCUACACCCGUCCCUUUCGCGCAUUAA
Sparassis crispa is the source of this 3324-nucleotide messenger RNA. RefSeq lists its product as hypothetical. Gene Ontology annotation, cellular component: protein phosphatase type 1 complex. The record is from RefSeq and is a predicted model, not a curated record. The coding region runs from base 1 to 3324 and encodes 1107 amino acids. Gene Ontology annotation, molecular function: glycogen binding; protein phosphatase 1 binding. Lineage: Eukaryota; Fungi; Basidiomycota; Agaricomycetes; Polyporales; Sparassidaceae. Gene Ontology annotation, biological process: regulation of glycogen biosynthetic process. The transcript is spliced from 9 exons.